AUGACAAUAGACUUUUUUGGUCGUUGUGCGAAUAUUACAUGCAACACAGAGUGCUUCAAACAUAAGACGAAGAACCACCGAUUUUACUUGUCGUUUGAAAAUUCAUUUUGUAAUGAGUACGUGACCGAGAAGUUCUGGAGAUUCAACGAGCUGGUACCGGUGGUACUGAGCCGGCGGUACUAUCCGAAGUUACAUCCGGAAUCUUUCAUUGCGCUGGAUGAUUUUAGGUAGGCUGAUUAAGAUUUAAGAAUUGCUCAACAUUAAUCUGUGGUAAAAUAAUGAGGACAAUGUCGCUGCGCUGAUCGUGAAGUGAAAAACAACUUGAUUUUGCCGCAACACAAUUCAUUUUCAUGGCUGUGAGGCGAUUUUCGAUGCGACAGAGUGCUCAUUAUUUUCCCGGCAUACUGAUGACGCCUUUUAGCUCACUACAAGCAGCAGCAGAAUACCUCAAUUAUCUCCAGAAGAAUGACAGCGCCUAUGUCGACCAUCUAAUGUGGACCUAUACUCACAGACGGGAAUUCAUUCCGGUGGAGCGGGCACUAUGCAAAAUCUGCAAUUAUGUAAUCAGCCGAAAUACCAGCACACCCCAAGUGUAUCAUCGGAUAGAGGAAUACCAAAACAGGACGAGCACCUGCGACCUCGGAUAUCAGUUACGAUGGCUGAAGCCUCGCGUUUUUACCUAG
Bursaphelenchus xylophilus (pine wood nematode) is the source of this 683-nucleotide messenger RNA. NCBI's taxonomy places the organism in Eukaryota, Metazoa, Nematoda, Chromadorea, Rhabditida, Aphelenchoididae. The record is from the annotation of a GenBank genome assembly.